Messenger RNA from Triticum urartu, 868 nucleotides. RefSeq names its product ATPase E1 (gene ATE1). Lineage: Eukaryota; Viridiplantae; Streptophyta; Magnoliopsida; Poales; Poaceae. The record is from RefSeq and is a predicted model, not a curated record. Gene Ontology annotation, molecular function: RNA binding.
ACGAAAGGUACCUCCCCCAAAGCCCCCCCUGUUUCCAGGUGAGCGAAAAAAUACCCCGCUUCGGUGCUUCCGUAGCCUUGUCGCUGUUUCCUCCCGCGAGCCAUCCCCGGCUUCUACCGACCCCGCCGCUUCACCGCCGUCGCCGCCGCCGCCAUGAACCAGCCGGUGCAGAAGAACACCCUCUACGUAGGUGGGCUGGCGGAGGAGGUGGACGAGAAGAUCCUGCACGCGGCGUUCGUGCCCUUCGGGGAGGUCAAGGACGUCAAGACGCCGCUCGACCAGGCCACGCAGAAGCACCGCUCCUUCGGCUUCGUCACGUUCCUCGAGCGCGAGGAUGCCGCCGCCGCCAUGGACAACAUGGACGGCGCCGAGCUCUUCGGCCGCGUCCUCACCGUCAACUACGCCUUCCCCGAGAAAAUCAAGGGAGGGGAGCAGGGAUGGGCCGCGCAGCCAGUUUGGGCGGAUGCGGAUACUUGGUUCGAGAGGCAGCAGCAAGAAGAGGAAAUGAAGCGCCUUCAGACAGAGCAGAAUGCAGCAAUGAAAGAAGCAGAAAGGCUUCACAGGGAGAAAGUAGCCGCAGAAAAGAACGGGGAGACGGAUGAAGCAGAUCCCAUGGCCGUGGCGGAAGCUCAGGCUGUGAACUAAAAAGCUCUUGAUAAAUCCGUCGAUGCUAACAUUGGAACAAAUACUGUAUGCAUGUGCAUUUGCCAAGUACAUGGUUUUCAUAGUCGAUCGGUGUAGCUACCUUGCGCGAACUUGCUAGGGCUGGUUGGUAGCUGAUCCCACUUCCUGAAGGGAUGCUUCCGUUCAUUCUGGCCGUGUAACAUGGAAUUUUUGUUAGUAACAUGGAUGUUAUGUGUUUCAGUUA